AUGGGUCAUACUAAUCCGGACACAGCAAUUGAUGUAAGGUUCACAGGUGGACUUGAAUACACCAGCUUGACAUACACUGUGACAAAGAAGCAAAAAGAUACUGAUGGGAAUUGGGUGAAGCAGGAAGUGGACUUGCUUCACAGGAUCACUGGGUAUGCACCAAAAGGGUGCAUAACUGCGGUUAUGGGUCCUAGUGGUGCCGGAAAGUCGACGCUCUUGGAUGGGUUGGCCGGAAGAAUUGCCAGUGGGAGUCUUAAAGGUCGGGUAUCCCUCGAUGGGGUCGAUACGAGUCCAAGCUUGAUCAAGAGGACUUCAGCAUAUAUAAUGCAGGAUGAUAGGCUUUUUCCGAUGCUCACUGUUUAUGAGACUUUAAUGUUUGCUGCUGAUUUUCGUUUGGGGCCAAUCUCAGGGGCUGAUAAGAAGCAGCGGGUUGAGAAGCUGAUCGAACAGCUUGGUUUGACAACAUCUCGGAAUACUUACAUCGGUGACGAAGGAACUCGAGGAGUGUCUGGUGGCGAGCGUCGAAGGGUGACAAUAGGCGUGGACAUCAUCCAUGGACCCUCACUCCUCUUCCUCGACGAGCCCACAUCUGGCCUGGACUCCACCAGUGCACACAGUGUGAUCGAAAAGCACCGUGAUCCUCACAAUCCAUCAACCUUCAUCUCGAAUCCAAUUGUUGCUCGACCAUAUGAUCAUCCUGGCUCGUGGUCAGCUUAUGUAUCAAGGACAUCUCGGAAUACUUACAUCGGUGACGAAGGAACUCGAGGAGUGUCUGGUGGCGAGCGUCGAAGGGUGACAAUAGGCGUGGACAUCAUCCAUGGACCCUCACUCCUCUUCCUCGACGAGCCCACAUCUGGCCUGGACUCCACCAGUGCACACAGUGUGAUCGAAAAGGUGCACGACAUUGCGCGUUCUGGCAGCACCGUGAUCCUCACAAUCCAUCAACCUUCAUCUCGAAUCCAAUUGUUGCUCGACCAUAUGAUCAUCCUGGCUCGUGGUCAGCUUAUGUAUCAAGGGUCACCUAAAGAUGUUGUUCUUCAUCUUGGCCGAAUGGGGCGAAAAGUCCCCAAGGGGGAGAAUUCAAUAGAGUACCUUAUUGACGUGAUACAACAAUAUGAUCAGUCUGAGCUAGGAGUAGAGGCACUGGCGGAGUUUGCUCUUACUGGAACGAAACCUCCACCAUUGUCAGAGGAGGAGAUGUCUCUAUCAACUGUCAUUCCGUCGCCGGUUCCUGCUCGGUGGUCCCGGAAUCAGGGAGAUGGGCAUGGAGACAAGUCCGGAAAGCGGCUUCACUUGCAAACUUGUGCAGAGAAUGAGAAAGAUUUUGAUCGCAGUGUGAGGAGUCCAUGGAACCAAUCAAGGUCUUGGAGUGCUAGCCAAAGUGGUUUUAUGCAAACACUUGGGUUUACACCUUCUAGGCAGCGGAAUGAUCAUAGAACUCAGAACCCAACUAGUGCAUCACCGGGCUACUACACCUACUCCAGUGAAAUCCUCGCCGGAACUCCAACACCUCACAGCAGCGACUACACCGUCAACGAGAACGACUACCUGACCCCCAAUGAUGCUGCGACCAACAUGGCCUACCAGCACAUCGGCCCAAAGUUCACAAAUUCCUUCUUCUCCGAGACAUGGGUACUCAUGCGCCGGAACUUCAAAAACAUUCGGCGAACGCCGGAGCUUUUCCUCUCCAGACUAGUAGUCCUCAUCAUCAUGGGCUUCAUGAUGGCCACCAUGUUCAAAAACCCCCCAAAUGAUGCCCAAGGAAUCACAAAUCGCAUCAGUUUCUUUGUCUUCACAGUCUGUCUCUUCUUCUUCUCCUCUAAUGAUGCCGUCCCCGCAUUCAUUCAAGAGCGUUUGAUCUUUAUCCGCGAGACGUCCCACAACGCAUACAGAGCCUCAUCGUACACCAUAGCCGGAUUAAUCACUUACCUUCCUUUUCUUGCUCUUCAGGCUUUAGUUUACGCCCUUCUCGUCUGGUACGCCUUAAAGCUUCGUGGACCCUUCAUUUAUUUCUUGAUUGUUCUCUAUGUCUCUCUCAUCUCCACCAACUCUUUCGUGGUGUUUGUAAGCUCAGUGGUGCCAAAUUAUAUCUUAGGUUAUGCAGCAGUAAUUGCUUUCACUGCUCUCUUCUUCUUGUUUUGUGGGUACUUUCUGCACAGUAAUGAUAUUCCUCCAUAUUGGAAGUGGAUGAACACUAUCUCGACCAUGACAUACCCAUAUGAAGGGCUUUUGAUGAACCAAUAUCAGACCACGAGUCCUUUUGAUAAGUAUCAUAACGUGUCUGGGUUUCAGAUCUUGAAGGCGCUGAAUAUUAAUACUGAGGAAGCUAAGAAGUGGGAGAAGGUUUACAUAAUGUUGGGUUGGGCUGUUCUAUAUAGAAUUUUGUUCUACGUUGUUCUCCGUUUCUUUUCCAAGAACCAGAGGAAAUAG
Molecule: messenger RNA, 2430 nt
Organism: Ilex paraguariensis (yerba mate)
Lineage: Eukaryota; Viridiplantae; Streptophyta; Magnoliopsida; Aquifoliales; Aquifoliaceae
Source: the annotation of a GenBank genome assembly